Hyalella azteca is the source of this 1910-nucleotide messenger RNA. RefSeq lists its product as uncharacterized. The record is from RefSeq and is a predicted model, not a curated record. Bases 203 to 805 code for a protein of 200 amino acids. The transcript has 2 exons. NCBI's taxonomy places the organism in Eukaryota, Metazoa, Arthropoda, Malacostraca, Amphipoda, Hyalellidae.
CCUUGACAGCGAGAGGUUGUGUCGAAUGUUAGCUCCGACGCAUACUCAUUCAAUUUUGCGUGUUGCUAGCUGGAACAUUAUUUGGAGUGACAUCACACACUGAAAAAUACAUGAAAACCCUGACCUGCUAAAAUUUUUAGGUCGCCUGCGUCCGUCAAAACGAAUAAUCAGGUUUCAAGUCUGAAAAUUAUCAACAUUUCGAAUGAAGAGUAGAAUGCCCCGUGUGGUGGAGUCUAUCUUGCACGACAACCCCCUGUGUAAAGGGGUGGUGGAAGUCAUCGAAGUUCAGUUUAAGAAUGGUAAAGGGACUCUAACACGUCCUGAAAGACCUAGAAUAUCACCACCACCUCCACCACCACCUCUACUUUCCACCACCUCAGCACGUUCACCCAUAUCCAGCAAGUUCAUGAAGAAGCUUCGUUCCAGCAAGGCGUGUGUCGACCUUACCCACAAGGAAGACAACAGGUCAAACGAAUGUUCCGUGUUAGCCGAUUUAGCAAAUAAGUCAAACAUUUCUAGCGAAAAUAUCCAUAAAUCUCCUGCAAAAGUUGGCCCCACCUGCGACGAAAACAAAGAACCUCUGGCUGAGACAAAAAACUCCGAACGGGUCGAGGCAGUGAAAAAGUCACCUCUGAAGACUGAGCCAGGAACUCCAUCCCCCUCGAAAAGAGCCACUAGAAGUUGCACUAAAGCCUGCAAAUCCGAGGAACUUAACAAGAGUUUACGCAGCCAGGAAACUUGCGAUUCAAUGGAAAUCAACGUGGUUGACAACGAUGAGCCGCUGGAUGAAGAUGUGGCCAGUUAGGUUCAGCCUGCUUCAUUUAUGCAGAAAAUGGGCUAGUUAGGUUACCUACUACACUUGCGAUGAUGUGGCCAGUUAGGUUCAGCUUGCUUCAUUUCUACAGAAAAUAGGACGAGUUAGGUUGAACCUACUACACUUGCGAUGAUGUGGCCCGUUAGGUUCAUCGUACUUUACUUGUGAUAAAUAUGUGGCCUCUUAGGUUCUGCCUGCUCAACUAGAGAUGAAGAUUAGUGAGUUGUGUUCUGACUACUGCACUUGUGGUAAAUAUGUGUCCUCCGUCAUUCAGCCUACUACACUUGUGAUAAAUAUGUGGCCUCUUAGGUUCUGCCUGCUAAACUAGAGAUGUAGAUUCGUAGAAAUUCGUUCUGACUACUUCACUUGUGGUAAAUAUGUAUAUAAACUAAAGCUGUGACUAAUUAGGUUCCAUCUACUCUACUUGCAAAUGAAGAUUAGGUCAGUUAGGUUCAGCUUAUUUAACUUGUCAUAAAUAUAUGGCCUAUUAGGUUCAACCUACUUAACUUGUGAUUAAGUAGGCCAUUUGGGUUCAGUUAAGUUUGCUUCACUAAUAUUGAUGUGAUCAUUUAGGUUCAGCUUAAUUAACUUGUAAUAUCUUUAUAAUUUCAAUUUGUUCGCAUUCCAAGGCUUGGCAUAUUGUGAUACUAAUUAGACAAUUUAAUGUUCUAUCUUUCCACAUUUGUAAUGUACGCCAUAGUUUUCCAUAUAGUUUUAUGUUAUAAAAUGUUUAAUACGACGUGCUUUUGGACCGCUGAUCAGCUCUUAGUCGAGCAAGUAUUCCAAAAGUUCAAUGACUCACUGGACAAAUGCUAAGACACAAUUUUCUUGGAAUAAAAUGUUAAUAUGUAAUUCUACCAGUCGAAAUGUGAGUCACAUUGAACAUAUCACCUAGCUAUUCAAUAUAUUUAUAAAAACUUCAAUCGAAAAAAUAUACUCUUAUAGAGUUGAAAUAAAUUAGAAGGCGUUACCAUUUGCUACAAAGCAAUACGCUAAACCAGUUGGCUGACAGAAGGUUAUGUGCUAGACCAGUUGGUUGACAGAAGGUUAUGUGCUAGAUCAGUUGGUUGACAGAAGGUUAUGUGCUAGACCAGUU